AAGUUAUAAACUAAAACACAAAAACUACAUCUUCAAGUCCAUUUGUGUUGAUUUCAUUAAUUCAAAAUCAUCAUCAUGGGUGUUGUUAUUCAAGAAUAUGCUACCCCUGCUGCUGUUCCCCCUGCUAAGCUCUUCAAAGCCAUGUCAAUAGAUAUUCAUAACCUUUUCCCAAAAAUUGUGCCAAUUAUUGACAGUGUUCAGUUGACUGAAGGAACUGGUGAAGCUGGCACCAUCAAGAUACUCAACAUAAAAGAAGGGGACCAAAUCAAGCAAGUGCUGCACAGAGUGGAUGAAAUUGAUGAAAUAAAAUUUAUAUACAAUUUCAGCAUAAUUGGAGGCACUGGUUUAGCUGACACAUUGGAAAAAGUGUCAUUCAAGAGCCAAUUGUUUGAUGACGAAAAUGGAGGAACAAUUAGGAAAGUACAUGUUGAGUAUUUUACCAAAGGUGAUUAUCAACUCACUGAGGAGGAGCUCAAAGCUGGUAAAGAUAAGGUUGAAGGCCUUAUUAAGAUUUGUGAAGGUUACCUUUUGGCUAAUCCUGAUUAUUGAAUGUGUUUCAUUAAGGAUUAAUUAAUAAAACUUUGAUAUGCUGCCAAAUUAAUAAUACUCAGAUCAAGUUUCUGUUUUAAGCUGAAGCCUAAGAAUGAGUUAUGAGUAUGUUUUUGUAUUUGAAGAAAAUUUAUGUGUUGAGCCAUGGACUAGUAGUGAUUGGAAGGGUUGUAUUUUCUAUUUUACAAGAGAAAAUCUACUGCAUUUCAUUUAUAAUCAAA
Cicer arietinum (chickpea) is the source of this 770-nucleotide messenger RNA. NCBI's taxonomy places the organism in Eukaryota, Viridiplantae, Streptophyta, Magnoliopsida, Fabales, Fabaceae. The record is from RefSeq and is a predicted model, not a curated record.